GGAAGAUGGCGGCGGCCAUGGUGAUGGCCGCCGGGCUGCGCGUGGCGCGCAGGGUUGUGGUGGUCGCGGGGCCGCGGGGGACGCAGGUCCGAGGAGCAGCAGGUGUGAAUGAUGGGAAUGAAGUGGCCAAGGCCCAGCAGGCAACUCCUAAGGGAGCAACCCCAACCAUCUUCUCCAGGAUCCUGGAUCGAAGCCUUCCAGCUGACAUUCUAUAUGAGGACCAGCAGUGUCUCGUAUUUCGUGAUGUGGCACCUCAGGCUCCUGUGCACUUCCUGGUCAUUCCCAAGAAGCCCAUUCCUCGAAUUAGCCAGGCUGAAGAAGAAGACCAGCAGCUUCUAGGACACCUUCUCCUUGUGGCCAAGAAGACAGCAAAAGCAGAGGGGUUGGGAGAUGGAUAUCGACUUGUGAUCAAUGAUGGGAAGCUAGGAGCACAAUCUGUAUAUCACCUGCACAUUCAUGUACUUGGGGGCCGACAGCUCCAGUGGCCUCCAGGUUGAACCCACCAACUGACCAAGGACCUCAUACCUAUACCUGGAUGCUCGGAUGGGGUGGGGGGAAAGAGAUCCUGUAAUGCUAAUAAACUUCCUUUCACUUGA
Molossus molossus (Pallas's mastiff bat) is the source of this 596-nucleotide messenger RNA. RefSeq names its product histidine triad nucleotide binding protein 2 (gene HINT2). The transcript is spliced from 5 exons. Gene Ontology annotation, molecular function: hydrolase activity. Bases 6 to 497 code for a protein of 163 amino acids. Gene Ontology annotation, cellular component: cytoplasm; mitochondrion. The record is from RefSeq and is a predicted model, not a curated record. NCBI's taxonomy places the organism in Eukaryota, Metazoa, Chordata, Mammalia, Chiroptera, Molossidae.